UUGACGCCACACGAAUUAAAACGCGCUACCAUUCUUCCAGCAUCAGUCUUAAAGUAGAAUUCUAACAUGACCCACGUACACCCCACUGAGGAACCUUCCGCUUUCGAUACGAUCAUUGAACAGAUCGGGAAAGCGGGUAGGUUCCAGAAACGUUUCAAUUUCACCUUCAAUUUUUUCCUGGUUAUUGUUGCGGCCAUGCCACAUUUAAACCUGGUCAUCAGUUUGGCUACACCUAAUCACUGGUGUCAUGUACCAGGUCGUGAAACCACAAAUUAUUCAAUUGAAGAAUGGAAGAGCAUGACCCUGCCAAAGGAGUAUGAUUCCAAAGGACAUCUUAGUUAUUCCAAGUGUAAACGUUAUGUAAACCCAUACCUGGACCUACCUGGUAAUGAUACAGAAGAUCUAGAGAUGGAUGUUACAAAUUGUGAUAGUGGUUGGGAAUAUGACCAUACCUGGUAUGAUCAAACUGCACCAAUGCAAAAUGAUUGGGUUUGUGAUAAUAACAUGGUCUCAGCUAAUACCCUAGCCCUUGGAAGGGCUGGGGAAGUAAUUGGGACUUUGAUUUUUGGUCAACUUGCGGAUAAUUAUGGAAGAAUGCCUGUGUUUUAUGCAACAGUUGUGACUUUAGUGAUUGGGAGAGCUAUGUCCGCCUUUACAUCACCCUGGGUCUCCGUUUUUAUUAUUUUCAGUAUGAUUGGGUCCCUACCUAGUACCUCGGUCUUCCAAGGACCACUUAUCAUAGCCAUGGAGAUAUCCCGAACUGAAGACCGUGCGUUGAUAAGUAUGAUGCAAUGUUUUGUUGGAAUAUGGAUGAUUGAGUCGCCGCGUUGGUUGGCAUCCAAAGGCAAGAUUAAGCGAUGUUAUCAGGAAUUGGAAAAGGUGGCGAAAACCAACAAAACUGAUAUGCCCAAUAAUACUGAAGCUGUACUCAAAAAGGCUUAUGAUGUAAAGGGCACAGAGAAGAACCAUACCAUCUUAGGGUUGUUCUCAAGUCCCCGAUUAGCAAAGAAUACUAUUAUGCUGGUGUGUUGCUGGUCUAUCCUUUUGAUGAUCUAUAUGUGUCUCACCAUCAAUGUGAACAACUUAGGUGGUAACCCUUUCUUGAAUUAUCUCUUUCAAGCUGUGGGAGAGUUACCUGCUUAUAUGAUUGGGAAAUAUGUGAGUGAUCAUUAUGGUAGGCGAUGGACGAGUAUCAUCAGUUUUAUUCUGACAUCCCUGGCAUGCGUUCCGAUUAUUUUUGUGAUUAAUGAUAUUGCAAGUCAUUUGGUGAUAAACAGCCUGUGUAUCUUUCUAAAAUUCAGCGUAUCGCUGGCGUUUUACUCUGUCAAUUUACAAAGCAUGGAAAUCUACCCAACUUGUGUACGCCAGACUGGUAUCUCCGUGGGUGUUAUUUUCGGCAGUGGAUUUGGCGUCGUCUCACCAUACAUUGUCGCCUUGGGUACCUCGGUGAAUGCUAUGUUACCAUACCUGAUCUUCUCGGUAAGUUCUCUGGUAGCAGCCGUGUGCUGUCUCUUCUUACCGGAGACCUUUGGUCAUCAAUUACCGGAAACUCUGGAAGAUGCUUCCAACUUUGGCGCUGAUCAAAACAUAUGGGAUGAUACUUCAGAGGUACCCAACGCAAUUGAUGAAAUCAUGAAGAAAAUUGGAAAUGCAGGUCUCUAUCAGAAAAGAUUCAACAUCGCCUUUAAUUUGAUCCUGUCUUUUUUGGCCGCCAUGCCCUAUUUGAACCUGUAUAUAAGUCUAGCUACACCUGAUCAUUGGUGUCAUGUACCAGGACGUGAAAAUACCAACUAUACCAUCAGUGAAUGGAAAAAUUUAACAAUUCCAAAAGAAGUAGAUUCCAAAGGUCUUCUUAGUUAUUCAAAAUGUAAAAGGUAUGACACCUGGAAUACCUCCAGUAGUAAAAACGAAGUAAAAUGUGAUAAUGGUUGGGAUUACGAUCACACCUGGUAUGAUCAAACAGCCCCAACCCAAAACAACUGGGUGUGUGACAAUGACAUGGUACCCUCUGAUACCAUAGCCCUAGGAUUUGUAGGAGAACUUGUUGGUACCAUGGUAAUGGGACACGUGGCUGAUAAUUACGGAAGAAUGCCAAUAUUUUUCGCGUCUCUUAUAAUAGCAGUUUCCGGUCGGGUAAUGCUCACGUUAACAUCGGAAUGGGUGUAUGCUUUCCUGUUCUUCAGUUUCUUCAGUUCCCUGGUAAGCACAGCGUUGACCCAAGGACCAUUUGUCAUCGCAAUGGAAAUAUGCCGACCUAAAGAUCGAGCUCUUGUUGGUGUGAUUGUGUGUUUCGGUACCAACAUGGGUCUAUCCACUAUUCCUCUGCUGAUGUGGUUGUUGCGUGACUGGGUACCAUUUAUAAUCGUAUCUACACUCCCAUGCGCUAUUUAUCUAUUCUCGCGACCUUGGAUCAUUGAAUCACCACGUUGGUUAGCAUCAAAAGGGAGGCUACAGGAUUGUAUCAAAGAGUUGUCUAAAGUUGCAAAAACCAACAAGACUGAAAUGCCCCCUAAUGCUGAAGCAAUGCUUAAGAAAUACUGUGAGCAAAAUGGUCAUGACAAACAUCAAAGUGUGCUGGGUUUGAUUUCCAGUCCCCGAUUGGCUAAGAAUACUGUUCUUCUUAUAACUUGUUGGUGUAUUGUACAACAGAUUUAUGUUUCACUUACUAUCAAUGUUACCAAUCUUGAUGGUAACCCAUUUUUGAAUUAUCUCUUUCAAGCAUUGGCUGAGUUACCAGCUUAUGUGAUUGCUAAAUACCUUAGUGAUCGAUAUGGGAGGAGAUGCAAUACUUUCAUCAGUUUUACAUUAUCGUCUUUAUCUUGUUUUGCAAUCAUAUUUUUAAUCAAUGAUACUUCAAUGGCCCCCGUGAUAAAUUACAUUUGUAUCUUCAUGAAGUUCAGUGUAACUUUAGCUUAUUUUUCAAUUAAUCUUCAAGCUCUGGAGAUUUAUCCAACUUGUAUCCGGCAAAUUGGUUGUGCAGUUGGAGGUCUCUUCGGAAGUGCUACCAAUAUUAUUGUUCCUUAUAUUAUAGCUCUUGGUGUUUCCGUAAAUGCAACACUCCCAUUUGUGAUAUAUUUAUUAUGUUCGAUUUUGGGAGCUAUUUGUUGUAUUUUCCUACCGGAAACGCAUGGCCAUGACCUGCCAGAAACCCUAGCAGAUGCAAAAUGUUUCGGAGCUGAUCAAGAUUUUUGGGGGCGGCCAAAAACACGUCGGAAUAUACCCGACGGUGCGGAUAGACCUCUUACUGAACAAACAUAA
Dalotia coriaria is the source of this 3258-nucleotide messenger RNA. Its product is annotated as carcinine transporter-like. Gene Ontology annotation, molecular function: transmembrane transporter activity. Gene Ontology annotation, cellular component: membrane. NCBI's taxonomy places the organism in Eukaryota, Metazoa, Arthropoda, Insecta, Coleoptera, Staphylinidae. The transcript is spliced from 9 exons. Gene Ontology annotation, biological process: transmembrane transport. The record is from RefSeq and is a predicted model, not a curated record. Bases 67 to 3258 code for a protein of 1063 amino acids.